Molecule: messenger RNA, 3190 nt
Organism: Trichomycterus rosablanca
Lineage: Eukaryota; Metazoa; Chordata; Actinopteri; Siluriformes; Trichomycteridae
Gene: gys1
Product: glycogen synthase 1 (muscle)
Exons: 15
Coding region: 357-2381 (674 amino acids)
Biological process (GO): glycogen biosynthetic process
Cellular component (GO): cytoplasm
Molecular function (GO): alpha-1,4-glucan glucosyltransferase (UDP-glucose donor) activity
Source: RefSeq, a predicted model, not a curated record
UUUUGUGUCAGAAUGUUUUAUGUUUGUUUAUAAUGCUAGAGAGAACUAAAAUUAAAGUUACAGUUAGCCCACCAUCUGAAUAUAGCUAAAUUGGGAGAAAAAGAGAAAAGAAAGCUCUAAGAGUAUUGGCACACAUGAUAAAAAUAGGUUAAAACAGAAAAGAAAAAAUAUAUUUGUUUACUUUAGUUUCACACUGUAAAUAUUUAGUUUUAUUUAUCCUUGUCAGGGUUGCGGUUGGUCAUGUUCCAACAGGAAACACUGGGCGCAAGGCAGGUACACUCUGGACAAUGCGCCAAUCCGUCACAGGACUUUUAGUGAUGCCUGUUUGACGCCCUGCCAGCUGAUAUCACCAUGAGAUGUGGGUUUGGAUUUGGAUGUGGUUGCUCAGUGGUAAAGUUGGUGGCAUCUACACAGUGAUUCAAACGAAGGCUCGUUUGACCUGUGAGGAAUGGGGCGAAAACUACUUCUUGGUCGGGCCCUACAUGGAGUCCAGCGUGAGAACGCAGGUCGAACUGAUCGAGCCGACCAACCCUGCUCUUAGAAGGACCAUCGACAAAAUGAACAACAGUGGCUGCAAGGUGUAUUUUGGCCGCUGGCUCAUCGAGGGUUCUCCGUAUGUGAUUCUUCUGGAUGUGGGCUUCACUGCCUGGUCUCUGGACCGCUGGAAGAGUGAACUAUGGGAAAAGUGUGCCAUUGGCGUGCCCUGGUUUGAUCGAGAGGCUAACGAUGCCGUGCUGUUUGGCUUCCUCACUGCUUGGCUGCUCGGAGAGUAUGCAGCGCAGUGUGAAGACCCUCCUCAUAUCUUGGCUCAUUUUCAUGAGUGGUUGGCUGGUUUGGGGGUGGUUUUAUGUCGGAACAGGCACUUACCUGUAGGGACUAUUUUCACCACACACGCCACGCUCCUCGGCCGAUACCUGUGUGCUGGCAAUGUGGACUUUUACAACAAGCUUUCAGAGUUUAACGUGGAUAAGGAGGCAGGCGACAGGCAGAUCUAUCACCGCUACUGUUUGGAGAGGGCAGCAGCUCGCUGUGCUCAUGUCUUCACCACCGUGUCUAAGAUUACAGCCAUCGAGGCUGAACACUUACUCAAAAGGAAACCAGAUAUUGUGACUCCUAACGGUCUGAACGUGAAAAAGUUCUCAGCCAUGCACGAGUUCCAAAACCUUCAUGCUCAAAGCAAAGCUCGCAUUCAAGAGUUCAUCAGAGGUCACUUUUAUGGACACUUAGAUUUUAAUCUGGACAAGACUGUGUUCCUCUUCAUCGCUGGACGCUACGAGUUCUCCAAUAAAGGAGCUGAUAUAUUUCUUGAAGCACUUGCCAGACUCAACUAUCUGCUGAGGGUCAACCACAGUGACGUUACGGUGAUAGCAUUCUUCAUCAUGCCUGCUCGCACCAACAACUUCAACGUGGAGACUCUGAAGGGACAAGCCGUACGAAAACAGCUCUGGGAUACAGCACAGACUGUGAAAGAACGCUUUGGAAAGAAACUCUAUGAAUCACUACUAGUAGGGCAGCUGCCAGAGGUGUCCAAGAUGUUGGAUAAGGAGGAUUUUACCAUGAUGAAAAGAGCCAUCUUUGCCACACAGCGCCAGUGCCUGCCGCCCAUCUGCACUCACAACAUGCUGGAGGACAGCUCAGACCCCAUCCUCAGCAGCAUUCGUCGCAUCGGCCUCUUCAACAGCUCACAGGACCGCGUCAAGGUCAUUUUCCAUCCUGAGUUUCUGUCCUCCACUUCUCCUCUGCUGCCAAUGGAUUAUGAGGAGUUUGUUAGAGGCUGCCACCUUGGAGUCUUUCCGUCCUACUACGAACCCUGGGGAUACACACCCGCUGAGUGCACUGUGAUGGGGAUUCCCUCAAUCUCCACUAAUCUCUCAGGGUUUGGCUGUUUCAUGGAGGAACACAUAGCUGACCCAUCUGCUUAUGGAAUCUACAUUCUUGACAGAAGAUUUCGUAGUGUGGACGAGUCCUGUAACCAGCUGACCUCCUUCCUGUUUCAGUUCUGUCAGCAGAGUCGCAGACAGCGCAUCAUUCAGAGGAACCGCACCGAGCGCCUCAGUGACCUGCUGGACUGGAGAUACUUGGGCCGGUAUUAUGUAUCUGCCCGUCACAUGGCCCUGGCUAAAGCCUUCCCAGAGACAUAUAUAUACGAGCCUCACGACCCAACCUCGACCACAGGCUUCCGUUACCCCCGUCCUGCCUCUGUGCCUCCCUCACCUGCCCACUCACUCCAUUCCUCACCCCACCACAGCGAGGCUGAGGAUGAGGACGAAGAUGAGAGAUACGACGAAGAUCUGGAGGCUGAGAAGGAUCGGGUGAACAUCCGCCAACCGUAUACAAACAAGAACAAGAGCCCACCGGUCGAAUUAGCUGAGAAAAACUAAAACUACAUUUACGCACACACACACUUCUGAUCUGUUCACUGCCUGGUGGUUCUUACUUCUUUGAAAGGUAGACCGAUAAUGUGAGUAGCUACUGUAUUUUAUUCGAAACCGGCUGUAUUGAUGAUGUCUUCCACACUUACUGGUAGAUUUGGAAGAUACUAAAGAAAUGUUUCUAUCUAAUUCUGUUUUAUUCUCAAGAAUAAUGAACUGCUGUUUCUGUAUGAAUGUAAACAUCAUGCAGUCUCUCUGUACCUUAGUGCUAUUACACCUCUACUGAGGCAUUAAGCUACUGCUGGAAACUCUUUUUACCAAAAAACUUGGGUAAGAAGCCAAGACAUUUUACACCAUACCAGCGAAAGAAAGAGGAACUAGUAAAGUACACUGUGCAAUACCGCUGGAUGUGUCUUGAUCUUUACUCCAACCGUAUUCUCUGGCCUUGUUCCAGUUUUAUGGCAGUCAAGGUACAAAAACAGAUUUCCUUUCUCAAGAUUGUCUGAAAAUAGUUUAACCUCAUAGAAUAUAAACCUCUUAUAUUGGGAAUAAAACAGGUUAAUUUCACAGGUUUUUUGUCUUCAGAGUUUUUAUCAUAGUUAUAGUUCAUAAUCACCAGUUAUGACUGAAAAAGUUCAAAACAAAACAAAGAAAUAUACAGUAUAUAUUGUAACCUAGUGAAAGAAAAUGUGAUAGAAACUGAAUGUAAUAAUGUAGCAGAGAUUUAAUGCACAAGAUGUACUGUGAUGUACACAAACACGGGAGUUUUUGUGACACUGUUGUAGAACACACAUUAAAGUAAGUAUUCAUCCCUAUAA